This is a messenger RNA of Metopolophium dirhodum (rose-grain aphid), 2263 nucleotides long. RefSeq lists its product as uncharacterized. Bases 360 to 1985 code for a protein of 541 amino acids. The record is from RefSeq and is a predicted model, not a curated record. Gene Ontology annotation, cellular component: nuclear inner membrane. NCBI's taxonomy places the organism in Eukaryota, Metazoa, Arthropoda, Insecta, Hemiptera, Aphididae. Gene Ontology annotation, biological process: negative regulation of BMP signaling pathway; nuclear envelope organization. Gene Ontology annotation, molecular function: chromatin DNA binding. The transcript is spliced from 8 exons.
GUAGAAUUUUAUGACUCCUUCCAAAUAAUCUAGUAAUAUGAUAUAUCUUGUUCUUGUAUUCUAAAUUCUAAAUUCUUGAGUGUCCACCGGGUCGACUGAUUAACAUGAGUGUUUACGAGUUUAUGUUUAUUGUUGUUGUUAUUUGUUUUGCCAAUACUCAAUAGUGACUAUAGACUUAAAAGUUAUAGUUGUGAAUCGUGAUUGCAGACUUAACACUACACUUUCAUCAAUUUUCCAAUGAUUGUACAGAAUACGUUAACAUUUUACUUGUGAUUAGUAUUCAAUAGUUUAAACAUUCUGACUAAAUAUUUUAUUUGCUCUGUCUAAACCUUUGUCCGUUUUUUUGAAUCACAAACACAAUGGGUGAAAUCAUAUCAGACCAAGAGCUACGUCGCCGUUUGUCGGCAUUCAAUGCAGUGGUUCCUCCAGUUACCAGUACUACCAGGAAUUUGUUGUUGAAAAAGCUUGCAAGUCUUGAAGGUGGACAAUCAGACAAAACAGCUGCUACUAGUAGUAUGCCACCACCUAAGUUAAGGAGUUUGGCUAAUGGUACCAAUGAGUCGAUUAUGAUAUCAUCUUCUGUUGAUGGAAAACACUCGCAACAUAAGACAUUUGACAGUAUGAAUAGUCCCAGGAAAAGCGCUCGUCAACAGCGAAUGUAUAAGGCUCCAGAUCUAUUUGAUAACUCAGAUUCUGAAGCCGAUACUGGCUCACUAGGACGGUCCAUACUACCUGCCAAUCCAUACAUAGCUAGUUCUUCUCCUAAAUCAAAUGAAACGUCUUUAAUGAAUGUAUCCAACUGGAAAAAUACACCUGACCAUCAAAACUCAUAUGUGUCGCCAGAAACAAAAAAUUCUCCGGAAAAAAAACGAGAAAUACCAUCAGAGAAAAGAACAUCUAGACUUUUUGACUCUAAAGUAAUUAAAACAUCACCAGACGAAGUUAGUCGACAACUACGCUCGAGUUCUGUUUCCAAAACUCUAUCACAUGCUGACCAAGCAAUACAAAGAUGGAAAGAAAAAAUGAUGAACCAAUCACAGGAUAAAGAAACUCUAUCAAAGCCUUCGCUAUUUAAUUCACCAUCUCCUAUUUCAAAAAUAACUUCAAGAAGCUUAAGGAAAAACUAUCAAUCUACACAGCAAAAGAGUCUGAUAAAUUAUACAAAAAACACUCAACAUAUCAUUCUCCUUUUUGUUGGAUUUUUUGUAGUAAUUUUUGGAUUAUACUUCAUUUCAGUACAACCAACAACAGCUGUAUUGCCACCAAGUAUAUUAAGCUCAUUGUGUGCAAAAAAAGGUCUCCAAGGAGAUAAUUGUGAUACGGAACAAGAAAAAGUACAACGUUUGUAUAAUUCAUUAGUAUCACAGGUACAAGAUAAAUACAUAAAGAACCAAUGUGACAAAUCAGAUAUUGAGCCAAUUGUAAAUCCACAAACUGUAUUUGAAUAUAUUUCAACUCAUGAAAAUUUACCAUCCAGGGAAAUCGAAGAAUUAGUUGAACUUUUUAAAAGCAUCGCAAAAACCUAUUCUGAUUCACCAAUUGGAUUUGAUGUUUCAUUUAAAGUCAAUGUACAACCAAAUUUACCAGUUCUCUGUGCAGUAAAACAUAUUUGUUCCAACAUGUUCUAUCUAUUUACAUGGAUAGGAAUAGUGGCCCUGUCAAUUGUAGGUCUUUAUUUUGUUAUAUGCUACAUCUCAACGAAAAGUGAAAACUAUAAGCAAGAAGUGAACCAAUUAGUUGAAAAUACAAUUGAUUUACUAAAAGAACAAGCACAAAAUAAACCAAAUGAAAGUUAUCUACCCAUUAUUCAUAUACGUGAUCAUUUGAUUCCAUUCAAUGAGAGACAAGCAAAAUCUAAAAUUUGGGCUGAAGUAGUUCAAUACUUUACUGAAUCAGAAUCUAGUGUAAGAUCUGAAGUCCAAGAAAUUGACGGCGAAGACUUUCAAGUAUGGAGAUGGGUUCAACCUAUGUCACCUGGUAUAUAGUAUGAGUUAUGCUAAAUAAUGACAUAAUUUAAGUGACAAUUAACAUAUCUCAUAAUUUUUAUAAACAAUUUUGUUUUUACUUAAUGUUUAGAAAUCUUAACAUGUUCAAGCAAUCAAACAUAAAAUAGUUUUUACAUGAACAAAUUUUUAACUAUAAGUACUUAAAAUUAUUUGUAUUAUUAAGUAUUAUUAUUAAUUGAUCAAACAAUGUAUAAUGUUAAUAUUAACUAAUAGCCUUCAUAUUUUUGUACAAAACAAAAAUAAAACAACAUAUUAUA